Messenger RNA from Loa loa (African eye worm), 1538 nucleotides. RefSeq lists its product as hypothetical. NCBI's taxonomy places the organism in Eukaryota, Metazoa, Nematoda, Chromadorea, Rhabditida, Onchocercidae. The transcript is spliced from 8 exons. The record is from RefSeq and is a predicted model, not a curated record. Bases 121 to 1317 code for a protein of 398 amino acids.
AAUUUUCAGAUCGAAAACAGAACAGCUUCCAGGUGCAAGAAGCAGCAAGCAGUAGCAUAACAACUUCCAGCCAAAAGCUUAGUUAGGAGAAGUUUGGAAGAACGGAAGUAGAAAAUAAGCAUGGCGGAUGAGGAAGAUAUUAUGGACGAGGCCGAGGAAUCCCGGGAGGAUGAGGAUGAGGAUGCCGGAGAAGAUAAAUCGGAAAAAGACGAAGCGGAUCGGAAAUUUUCAUCAGCCCCAGAAACCACGAAACCUCCACCACCACUUGGUAUUAAAAGCCCAACACCUGGUCGUCAAUAUGGUGUGCCAGAGGUACCGAAGAGUCUUCAGCGACGUGCUGCAAAUUAUUCAGGUGGCAAACCAUCAAAGCAUGACAAAGAUAAGUUGAUGCGCUCCGAAGGCAUUAUUCCCAUUCAGGCUGGAUCUAACAAAUAUGCGUCACAGCGGGGAAUGACUGGUUUUGGUGUUCCCCGUGAUGUAAUUGAUAAAGUUAAGGCAGAUAACUUGCAAGAAAUUACGGAUGCGGAAAAAAUAAAGAAUUUGAAACAGUCAACUUGGCUACAGUCUGGUACCAACAAAUUUGCAUCACAAAAAGGAUUGACCGGGUUUGGUUCACCUCGCGAUGUGAAUUAUAAAACAAAAGGUACCGGAGGUGCAAGUGAAGUGCCGGAGGAAAAAGCACGAGCAACUGAUGGUAUUGUACCAUUGCAAUCCGGUACAAAUAAAUUAGCUUCUCAAGCUGGUAUGACUGGUAUGGGUAUGCCACGAAUCGUUGACGUGAGGAAAACUGAUGAGCAAGAUCGAAAUAGCCAAGGAUUCAUUCAUCUUCAAAUGGGUACCAAUCGUUUUGCUAAUCAAUCCGGUAUGACCGGUUUUGGUAUGCCUCGACACAAUAUUACCAAAUAUAAGGACGAAGUAAGAGGUGAAAUGCCUAAUGACGAAUCGACUAUGUCACGACAAACUAGCGGCUGGAAAGAAGGAGCAUCGCAAGCAGGAAUGUCAGGUUUUGGCGCAUUUCGAAAUAAUACUGUGGCAAAUAUGCAAGCGCAAGAGCAACGGUCACAGGGAAUGAUACCGUAUCAAAUGGGUGUUAAUUUUCUCGAUUCUCAAGCUGGUAAAACAGGUUUUGGCAUGCCAAGACAGGUUUAUACACCAUUCGUGGAUGAUUCACACGAAGAGUUACCAUUAGAUAUGGCUCGACGGCCAGAGGUGCCGUUCUGGUCAGGACAGGAAACCGAAUUCGCAAAUCAGACAGGAAUGUCAGCCUUUGGAACUCCACGUGAUGUACGCGGUGAAUAUGUACGACGCUUGUGGUAAAACUCGAUGUUUAUCAUACUGUAGCUGCCUGUAAAGGAUGAUUCGAAUAGAAGCAUUUUUUCAUUUGAGACAGAGAAACUCAAGUGAUAGUACCAUUACUCUUUUCAGAACAACAAGUUGAAACCAUCCGAUGCAGUCUUAUCUUCUUUCAUUGUAGUUUCUUUUUCUUUCUCCACUCUCUACUUAAUAAAAUGUUUUCUUAAACUCUUUUUUUCACUCCC